CGUCCUGCGUGGGUGCCAAGUUCCACACGUGAUUUCAUGGAUCAGAAGGUCAGAUAUCGGGCCUGACUCGGGUGUUGGCAGCCUCGUGAUCUCUCAGGAGAUGCCAGUGAAGAAAAGGGCCCAGAAUGAUCACUAACCUAUGACUCCCAACAGCAUGACAGAAAAUGGCCUUACAGCCUGGGACAAACCGAAGCACUGUCCAGACCAAGACCACAACUGGAAGCUAGUAGGAAUGUCUGAAGCCUGCCUCCAUAGGAAGAGCCAUGCGGAGAGGCACGACACAUUGAAAAAUGAACAGUCAUCGCCACAUCUCAUCCAGGCCACGUGGACUAGCUCCAUAUUCCACCUGGACCAUGACGAUGUGAAUGAGCAGAGUGCCCCAAGUGCCCAGACCUUCCAGACAGAGGAGAAGAAAUGUAAAGGGUACAUCCCCAGUUACUUAGACAAAGACGAGCUAUGCGUGGUGUGUGGUGACAAAGCCACGGGGUAUCACUACCGCUGCAUCACGUGUGAAGGCUGCAAGGGUUUCUUUAGAAGAACCAUUCAGAAAAAUCUCCAUCCAUCCUAUUCCUGUAAAUAUGAAGGGAAAUGUGUCAUAGACAAAGUUACACGAAACCAGUGCCAGGAAUGUCGCUUUAAAAAAUGCAUCUAUGUUGGCAUGGCAACAGAUUUGGUGCUGGAUGACAGCAAGCGGCUGGCAAAGCGGAAGCUGAUUGAGGAGAACCGGGAGAAGAGACGGCGGGAGGAGCUGCAGAAAUCCAUCGGGCACAAGCCGGAGCCCACCGACGAGGAGUGGGAGCUCAUCAAGACCGUCACCGAAGCCCACGUGGCCACCAAUGCCCAAGGCAGCCACUGGAAGCAGAAGCGGAAAUUCCUGCCAGAAGAUAUUGGACAAGCACCAAUAGUAAACGCCCCAGAAGGUGGAAAGGUUGACUUGGAAGCCUUCAGCCAUUUUACAAAAAUCAUCACACCAGCAAUUACCAGAGUGGUGGAUUUUGCCAAAAAGUUGCCUAUGUUUUGUGAGCUGCCAUGUGAAGACCAGAUAAUCCUCCUCAAAGGCUGCUGCAUGGAGAUCAUGUCCCUUCGCGCUGCUGUGCGCUAUGACCCAGAAAGUGAGACUUUAACCCUGAAUGGGGAGAUGGCAGUGACACGGGGCCAGCUGAAAAAUGGGGGUCUUGGGGUGGUGUCAGAUGCCAUCUUUGACCUGGGCAUGUCGCUGUCUUCUUUCAACCUGGAUGACACUGAAGUAGCUCUCCUGCAGGCUGUCCUGCUGAUGUCUUCAGAUCGCCCAGGACUCGCCUGCGUUGAGAGAAUAGAAAAAUACCAGGAUAGUUUCCUGCUGGCCUUUGAACACUAUAUCAAUUACCGAAAACACCACGUGACGCACUUUUGGCCAAAACUCCUGAUGAAGGUGACGGACCUGCGGAUGAUUGGAGCCUGUCAUGCCAGCCGCUUCCUGCACAUGAAGGUGGAAUGCCCCACGGAACUCUUUCCCCCGCUCUUCUUGGAAGUGUUCGAGGAUUAGACGGCUGACUUCAUUCUCAUGAUUCCUACAGCACUACUGGGUGUCAUUUCAUUCCAUUGCCUAGAUCUUUUUUCAUUUGUUCCUUUGUUUCUUCGUGUUGGGAGGGAUUGUUUAGGGGUAAAGGGAGAUAGUCCUUGGCGUAGACAUGGAUGAAAUUGCCCCUUGAAUGCGGGUACUUGUAACUAUUGCAUUUUUUUUUCUCCAGUCCUUUUGAUGUGAAUGCUUUGACGUUUUUACAGCUGUGGAGGUGGGGUGGGGACCAUCAUUAAUUCACCAGCACCAAGCCAUCACCAGCUCCCAUCUGUCCCUGGUCAGAGACUCUGGCAAGCAGAAUGGCACAGCAGAAGACUAAAGAAGCCUUAAAACCAAGAUCAUGUGGUCGUCUUGAUCCAAUCGGAUUUUUGCAGGGCUCAAGUUGGCAGGACACAGACCAGCUUUGGUUAGAUGUGGCUUUCAGCUCUCUAAGGAAAGGUGUGAACAGUUUUUUUUAAUCCUAGAGCAUGCUGUCUUCAGCACUCUUCCUCCUCUCCCAGCAGCCUAACUUGGAAUGUACAGAAAUAUUUGGUCCCCCAAAUCAGCUGUUUUUCCACUGGAAUUUUUAUAAUCUUAUGAUUUAAUUCAAGUUACACAAGGUGUGACUCAACAACAUGCAAGUAUUUGACUGAUUGAGACCAACAAGGAAAACCAUUUUCUUCAUUGAGCCCAAAGAAAUUAGAAAUCUUUAUCAAUGUCAGUGACUCAACAGUUUCCAAAAAUUCAUAUAGUGUUACCUCAUAGUAGGGAGGCUUUUUACAGUUACAACUCAGAGAACAUUUCCAUAGAAAUUAAGCCUAUUCACAGAGUGUUGUCAUUUUCCAAUGACAUCUGAUCCAUCAUCUCCCAAACUCCUAAAGUUAUUUAUCCUGAUUGCAUCUUUGCUGAGCUGACAACAGAUUUCCCUAUGGAUUACAUCUGCUGAUCAAAGAGAGGUCAUGAGCUGAAAUCUGAGUCUUGUGGAGGAAUUCUGAGGCAAGACUAGUGCAGUUACAUUCCAAGUUGAAGGAAACGCAGUGAUCUGAGAGCCCCCUUCAUGUACUGAUGGUUUGAGGAUGCUUCCUUCCGGUCCUGGAUCCUCAAGCUCUUUGGUCUACUCACCAAUGUUUCCUAGUCUCCUUUCCCUGUGACUCUGUGGCUUGACUAUCACUAAACAAAGACUGGUCCAGCCUCUGACCCUCUCUGUCCCUCUUAUAACAUUGCCCUGAGAGAUAUUCAACAGAAAACGCCUGCAGGCCAUGUCCAUGACCAUGUACACUCACCUUCCCUACCCAACGCAAACAUUGGAGUAGCUCGUAUCCAGGAAACAAAUGGUGAUGCCUCAUCACUUCAGCAUCAGAAAAUGGGCAAAGAAUGUACCCAUGCAACUGAAUGUAUUUCACUGUUCACGGGCUUGGUAGAUAAACACUAGUCCUUAGCCUGCCUUGUGCUGCCUUAUCCUGGAAAUACUGGGGACACUAAGCCAUAUCAGUGAGAUUUACCUAAACACAAAGUAAUGAAAGUCACUUUGAAAACCAAGUCAGAUUUUUUUUUUAACUGAUCGGGAAGUCAGGGUGCCUGAGUUCUAGUUUGUGCUCUGUCAACUGGUGUAGA
Molecule: messenger RNA, 3151 nt
Organism: Miniopterus natalensis
Lineage: Eukaryota; Metazoa; Chordata; Mammalia; Chiroptera; Miniopteridae
Source: RefSeq, a predicted model, not a curated record